This is a messenger RNA of Aureococcus anophagefferens, 1356 nucleotides long. RefSeq lists its product as hypothetical. The transcript has a single exon. The record is from RefSeq and is a predicted model, not a curated record. Gene Ontology annotation, molecular function: protein serine/threonine kinase activity; ATP binding. Lineage: Eukaryota; Pelagophyceae; Pelagomonadales; Pelagomonadaceae. The coding region runs from base 1 to 1356 and encodes 451 amino acids. Gene Ontology annotation, biological process: protein phosphorylation.
AUGAGCGCGCGCGAGGAGGGCGACGCGGCCGCGGCCGAGGCGGAGAAGAUCGCGGCGGACGCGGCGCGGCGGCGCAAGAAGAAGGGCGGCUGCUGCGGCGGCGGCGCCGACGACGUCGUCGCGCGGAAGAAGUUCGCCAAGCCCGGCGACCUGCCCGGCGCGUCGCGCGGCGGCGGCGGCGACGACGGCGGCGGCGACGACGAGCGGGUCUUCGGCGCCGAGGACGACGCGGUGCUCAAGGACCCGAGCGGGGGCGCGUCCUACAAGAUCAAGAAGGUCAUCGGCGAGGGCGGCUUCUCGCGCGUGCUCCUCGUCGAGGCCCUGGGCGGCCACGCGAAGGCCGGCCUCUUCGCGGCGAAGAUCAUCCCGAAGUCCCACCUCAAGCUCGCGGGCGACUCGUUCAUCAAGGCGACGAUGCUCGAGCGCGACCUGCUCGCGGGCAUCGCCCACCCCUUCGUCCUCGGCCUCUACCACUCCUUCCAGGAGAAGGACCGCCUCGUCAUGGUCGUCGACUUCUGCCAGGGCGGCUCCGUGCACUACCACGUGAACAUCGCCGUCAAGGCCACGGGCCGGGGCCUCGACGAGAAGCGGAGCAAGUUCUACGUCGCGGAGAUCGCCCUGGGCCUGAGCCAGCUCCACCUCUUCGGCAUCGUCCACCGCGACCUCAAGCUCGAGAACGUGCUCGUGAAGCGGUCCGGCCACAUCGCGAUCUGCGACUUCGGCACCUCGAAAACGCUCAAGCGCACGGCGACCGACGGCGCGCCGGACCGGAGCAGCAUGGGCGACGACACGCCGGGCCGCCGCGACGCCGGCCGCCAGCCCUUCACGCGGUCGAUCAUCGGCACGCCCGCGUACAUGGCGCCCGAGAUGCUCCUCGAGCAGCCCUACAACUACAGCGUCGACUGGUGGGCGCUGGGCGUCGCCUUCUUCACCAUGCUCCGGGCCAAGCUCCCCUUCGACGGCGGCCGCAACCACGAGGAGGAGAAGAUGCUCUGGCGCAUCGUCAAGAGCCGGCCGCGCUACGACGCGUCGUGGUCCCCCGACACGCGCGCGGCGCUCCAGUACCUGCUCCAGAAGCUGCCCAAGACGCGCGUGACGUCCCUGGACCAGCUCAAGCAGCUCGACCUCUACGCGGGCUUCGACUGGGCCGCCGUCGAGACCGAGCGCGCGCGGCCGCCGUUCGUGCCGGCGCUCAAGUCCAAGGACGACAUGGCCUACGUCCCCGUCAAGUACGCCAACGCGCCCCUCCCGAGCCGCGCCGACACGCCCUACAAAAAGGGCGACUCCAUGCGCAAGCUCUUCCGCGACUUCUCCCACCGCGGCGCGUUCGCCAAGGCCCCCUCCGCGCCCUUCUAG